UUUGUUUACUUCCGGAGAACAGUCUGACGUGACCGUCCGCAUGAAAAUAUAGUUGAAAGACAGUUAACUAACAGAUGAAAUGGAGUCCAAUGAAGAGGGGGGGCUCGGUGCACGUGGCUCUGAAGGAGAAGAAAACUAUUUCCUGGGAUACACUUUCACUGACCGCUCCCACUCCAGCCGCGUGGUGAAGAGCAUUAUGGACCUCUGCCUGGAGGAUGGCCUGUUUGCCGAUGUCACCAUCAACGUUGAUGGAAAGGAGUUCAACCUGCACCGCCUGGUGCUCUCAGCACAGAGCAGCUUCUUCCGAUCCAUGUUUACCUCUAACCUGAAAGAGUCACAUAACCGCUGUAUAGAACUAAAGGACGUGAGCGCAAAGGUCUUUCAGUUGCUGGUGGACUACAUCUACCAUGGUACCAUCAAACUGAUGGUUGAGGACCUGCAGGACACCUACGAGAUGGCAGACAUGUACCAGCUGACCGCUCUCUUUGAAGAAUGCUCCCGCUUCCUGUCACGCACCGUGGAGGUCAAGAGCUGUCUCCAGGUGAUGUGGCUGGCAGACAGACACAGCGAUCAGGAACUGUACACAGCUGCUAAACACUGUGCUAAAAUUCACCUGGUUCAGCUGCAUCAGACGGACGAAUUCCUCAAUCUGCCCCUUGGCCUGCUACUGGAUAUUGUCAAAGAUGGUGUUCUGAGCUCCCAGAAUCCAACAGUGGCCAUUGAUUCUUGGAUAAACCACAACAAGGUAGAGAGAGAGGAGUUUUCCGGUCUACUCCAGGAUAACCUUAAGGAAAUCGGUGAGAAGGUCCACAUCUACCUGAUCGGGAAGGAGGAAGCUCGGACACACUCCCUGGCCGUGUCGCUCCACUGCGACGAGGACGACACCGUCAGCGUGAGUGGUCAGAACAGCUUGUGCCACCAGAUCACCGCGGCCUGUAAGCACGGAGGAGACCUCUACGUGGUGGGAGGUUCCAUCCCUCGCCGCAUGUGGAAGUGUAACAUGCACACCAUGGACUGGGAGCGCUGCGCCCCUCUGCCCAGAGACCGCCUCCAUCACACCAUGGUGUCUGUCCUGAGCGAAGACGCCGUUUACUCCCUGGGGGGCAAGACCCUGCAGGACACCCUGUCCAACGCCGUCAUCUUCUACACUGUCAAAGACAACAUGUGGACAGAGACCAGCCAGCUGGACACUGCUGUGUCGGGGGCUGCCGGAGUCAACCUGGGAGGUACCAUCUACCUGCUGGGGGGGGAGGAGAACGACAUGGACUUCUUCACCAAGCCGUCCCGCCUCAUCCAGUGCUUCGACACGGCCAGUCAGAAGUGCCGGAUCAAACCCUACGUGCUCCCUUUCGCGGGCUGCAUGCACGCCGCCACCCACAUGGACGUGAUCUUCAUCGUGGCCGAGGGUGAUUCCCUGGUCUGCUACAACCCCCUGCUGGAUAGUUUCACCCGUCUGCGCUUCCCAGAGAUGUGGAGCUGUGUGCCUUCCCUCUGGAAGGUGGCCAGCUGUAACGGCUGCAUCUACGUUUUCAGGGACAAGUGUAAAAAAGGCGAUGCCGCCACAUUGAAGUUCAACCCUGCCACCUCUGUAGUCUCUGUUAUCAGUGGCAUUAAAAUCCUCCUGACCAACUGGCAGUUUGUGUUGGCCUAAACUCUUUCCCCCGGACGCCGACUCACUGUUUGAAAUCAUUUGAGACGAUGGAAUUGGAAGGAUUGGGGAUGGACUCAUUUUGACCACAUUGUGAGACUUGUUGAUUUGUGCCUGUAAAUGUUUUAUUAAGCUGUAGUUCCUUUUCCUGAACAAGUCACAGGUGGGUGGUUUGGUUUUGGAUUAUGCAUGGGACAGUUUUAGUUUGACAACCAAUCAUAUAUUUCAACCAUUGUCUACAAUACACAGCAUCCUUACUGUGGAAGAUCCAGAAGAUCCAAUCUUCACCUGUGUUAUUAUUGCUUCACCCGUGUUUGUUCUGGUAAGUUCUCACAGCAGUGAGUUUCGGUUGUCUUACCGAAAAGCUGUGUUGUGAUUGAGUGCAACUCGUGUGAAACCAGUUAUUGUACAUUGUCAUGCUUUAGGUUGUUUUGCUGCUUUUGUAUCUAUACAUUUCGUGCUGUACUUGUGCAUGAAAUAACUCAGUAUUAUUGUACAGUUUGAAUAUUUGGUGAUGCUGGGUGUUAUCAUUCACACACGAAGGACUACCAGCAGUAUCUUAGUUUAAAAUUGUUUUGCGUGCUUCAUUACAACUUAGUGUAAAGCCUGUCUGUAUAAUUUUGGAUGUUGACCAUGUUUAAUAUUAACUCCACAUUAAUACCAAAUUAGUAUUGUUCCCAGAUGACGCUUCGCAUAAAAACAAGGGGUUAUGCAGUGACAUAGACAUGACCUAUAACCUGGGAAAGGUGUCCCAUCUUGGGAAUGGCAAGGCGAUAAAAAAGCACCUAUUUGUAUCCCAGUAGAGGUUAAAGGGGUACGAGGGGAGAGAGCGCGCCCCACUAGGGAGGCCAGUGCUGCGAUCCCAUUGAUGUUUUUCAGGAGGCUGUGGAGGUGAAACUUAAUCCCAGUAACAUGUCUAACUUUGUGAACUAUUCUGAGCAUCAGAUGCUGACGCUAAGGUGAGGGGUGGGGGUUGUGGGCGGCACAUGUGUGCCAGCCCACUAGAAUAGUCAGCCACUACAAGCAGUGAUGGACUCGCAGAUUGCCAAUGUUGUGAAAUAACUCUUGUUUAUGGGACCUUCUCAGGGCACACCGACCCUUGUGACAGACUUAGUUCAGAUUAUUUUGGAUUUUGUAGUAUGUACAAAAAAAAAAAAAAAAUCACCUUCUGAAGAGUUUUGCAUUUGACUCCAGGGUUUGGUGUUUGUCUUGUGCAUUUGUGUGAGGGUAGAUGUGUAAGAGCUGCAGUGACCUCAGGACUUUUCAAAGGGUAUAGCAGGAUUCCUACAGGGACACAUGGUCCAGAGUGACAAGGCCAUCUGCUCUAGCGCCAGCUCCGAGAGGGGGGGGGGGGGUGGACGCAGGGGCACUGAGAAUUCCUUCGCUGGGGUGUGGAGGGAGUAGAUAUUUUGGGAUACCACUGCCAGCACUUCGAAGGGAGAGGUGUACCUUUUGGCGUUUUUCAUACCAGAAUUUCAAGGGAGAACUUGUAAACAUCUAAAUGGUGAAUUGGAAUCUUUGGAUUGAGGGAGGUUUGUUGUCCUCAAAAGAUUUCACUAAAGAUAUGGAUGGGCAAUGAAGGUCUUGGUUUGUUGGCCCUUUAAUAUGGUGGAUCCAGUUUCCUUUCUGUCCCAGCACAACCGGAGCUGAAAGGUCUGGAUCUUAGGAAGCCUCUUUGGCACGGAACUCUCAGAGGAUCGUCUUUACAGGAUCUUUUGAGACUUAACCUGUGCAUGGCAAGGAUAUACACUCUUGCUCUCCCACUGAAAGCGUAAAAACACCUCAGCGGAUGAAUAUUUUUAUGAGGCACCUUGCAGCAGAGAUGGGCCAGGACCAAACCAAGCAGCAGAUAGAAAAGGGCCUUAAGUUGUAUCAGUCCAACCACACAGACAAAGCCCUCCACGUCUGGACCAAGGUGCUGGAAAAGACCUCGGAUCCUGGAGGGAAGUUUCGGGUUUUGGGAUGUCUGAUUACUGCCCACUCUGAGAUGGGAAAGUAUAAAGAGAUGCUCAAGGUAAGCCUACUAACAUCCUGUCUGAAUACUGCCCAGUGAUCUUGUACCUAUACAAAUUAGGUAAUGACGUUUGUUCAGGGAAGCUAUUAUUUCUAAUGGAUGAUGUUGGUUCUGUUGAUGGGUGGGGAAAAUUAUUUAGAAAAUGAUAAACUGCUUUAAUCUAUGUGAAGUAAAUCAUGACAGAGUUGGAGACAAUAGGAAAACACUUUAAGUGUGGAGGGAAGUUAACAUAUAAGGAAUCUGAUGAGGGGGUGCUAGGGCUCUCAUUAAUUUAAUGUGUCAUCAAAUGUGUCAGGGACAAAUAUUAAGUACGUUUUUGUAGGUCUCCUGUUGCAACCAUUACAGCUUUUCAACUUUGGCCAAGUAACUAGGGAAUAGGACUGUGGAACAUGUUUUUUUAGGGUCUUCUUGAUUGAAUCUUGAUGACUACUGGUUGGUUAAUUUGUGGCUUCCGUGGGAUGCAA
Messenger RNA from Hypomesus transpacificus, 4126 nucleotides. It is a transcript of the gene kbtbd4, whose product is annotated as kelch repeat and BTB (POZ) domain containing 4. NCBI's taxonomy places the organism in Eukaryota, Metazoa, Chordata, Actinopteri, Osmeriformes, Osmeridae. Gene Ontology annotation, molecular function: protein binding. The record is from RefSeq and is a predicted model, not a curated record. The coding region runs from base 80 to 1651 and encodes 523 amino acids. The transcript is spliced from 5 exons.